UUUGAGGAUAAAAAGAUAGAAAAGUGGAGGAAUGAAACCCAUCUCUCCUUCUCUCUCCAACCUGCUACCUCGGUCUGUCUUCUCUCACUGGAGAAUAAUACGUACAUUAGCAAAGUGUUAAAUUUACUCCAGGUUUCUCAUCAUUAUCCUGUCAUAUCAUCUUACCAGUUCAGUGUCCCUGAAGUGGGUGUGUCUUGUUACUGUCAAUGUGACCACGCCCCCUGCCAACUGAGUAGAUGUCCCACCUGCUACACCUUCUCAAGUAUCAACCCUGGGUGCCACGCCUCCAGGCACACCCCCUCCAGUACCUGUUGUACACUCAGGUUAACUCCCUCUGCUCCGAGUACUGCUGUACAGCUGGGAGUACCUACAGUGAGACUGGAGUACUCAAUAGAGGAGUUCUCAGCUCUAGGAGGAGAGAGAACACACUCAACAACAUUCAAAACUAUUGGAAACCAUGUCAGGAUCAAACAUCUAGUUUCAGAUACUGAGGAAAUGUUAGUUUAUAGUUCGGUCGAAUCUGAACCAACCUUCUCUCCAGGAUCCUGGUUUAUACUUGAUACAGAGAACAAACUCAGGAUGGUAGAUCUUAACUCCGAGAGAGGUGAGAAUACCGCUCUGCCAGGUUGGCUAAAGUAUAAGGACGGAAUUAUCUCCAACCCUGCUCCUGGAGUACUACACCGAGGAAUACAUAUCCGAACCCUGGAUUGCGAGAGACAGGAGUUUGUUGCUGAAACUAAAGGAAUUAAUACUGAGCUGGAGUUAGGGUCUCCAACAAAUCUUAUUUUCAAAGGAGGAGAUCAUUCUGUCGUUGAGGAAACUAGAUCUGGAGACAGGGUUAAGUUCUCUCUAGUUCUCAGAGAAGGAUCAGGGAUAGAAUCAACCCUGUUCCAGAACCAGAGCUAUAUCCGCAGCUGGGAUGGAGAAGUUCAAAUCAACUCGGAGUCAGUCAUCACUUUAAUCUUAAACUUUCAGCAUUCGUGCGGAGUAUUUUUAGGAACCUUUGAUUCCUUGGUUUUCUCCGUCCUUGUCUCUCCCUGCAGGGCCCAGAGUAAUGAAACUGUCCUGCUUCCUCCUGGAGCAGAUCUAGGAUCUAGGACUGUUUGUUUAGAGUGGGAUCAGGGCAAGGAAUGCAAGGUGGUUGAGGUUCGAAGGUUCCGGAGAAGGACGGAUAGAACUUUAUCCUCCAGUAGUCCUGUUGAUACAAUACCAGUUGUCUGGAAAGAGAGCAAUGAUAAACUACAAAGUGUUCUUGAAUCUGAUUGGUACGCUGCACUGUUAGGUCUACCUAGAUCUGUUGUUAUUGUUCUUCAACUAAUCGGAGGAGUUCUCCUUCUACUUCUUCUUGUUAAGAUGAUAAUCUGUAUUUUGCCAAAAUGUAAAAAAUAAAAAACUUUUUUGAA
Eurytemora carolleeae is the source of this 1403-nucleotide messenger RNA. RefSeq lists its product as uncharacterized. The transcript has 9 exons. The coding region runs from base 496 to 1389 and encodes 297 amino acids. The record is from RefSeq and is a predicted model, not a curated record. Lineage: Eukaryota; Metazoa; Arthropoda; Copepoda; Calanoida; Temoridae.